UUUUAUUAUUUAAAUUCUCUAAAAUUAAAAAUUCAAUGAUAUUUGCUGCAGUCUCGCGUUUUAUUAUUCCGCAGAAUUAUAUCCAUUACUGUACAGUAAUUUCAGAAUACACCACACGCUUUAUACUUUAUAAAACAGACAGACUCAUAAAACUUUUCCUUUUCCCCACCUGUCUCAGAAUUCUCCACAAAUACCAAAAGUUCUCCGUGAUAUUUUUUCCCAAGUACCAAAAUCACCAAAAAGUACUAUGACAAUUCUCAAAUAACCUUCACAAAGCUUCUUAAACACUCGCGCGAUCUCAGCGCCACCGAUUCCAGUAGCCAACGGUUCUGACCUAACCUAAAAAAAUCCAUAAAUUCGCUUCCUGAUUACAAAAGACGCGCGUGAGAUAUAAUAGUGGGAGCAUUACGCGUGCACGACAUGCGAUACGAUCCAGAAACUGAUCAGAAGUAGGCGAAGAAUUACGGUGAUGUGCGUGUAACGCGGAAUCGCUCUGUUUCCAACGACUGCGGUUGUAUCGCGGAUCAAAGAGAUCGGAUGAAACGUUGACAGAAAAAUUCGAUGGAGAGUACUCCGAUCAGGGCGUGAACGAUCGCGUAUUCGGUGAAAGUGAUUGUAUCUACCUGUAUAAAACAGGGACCUGGACCGAAUGAUGGCACAUUCGAAGCUGUACUUACGAGACAAGCAACUAUGAGGACGUUCAUAUUCUGCCUUUUGGUGCCCGCCGCCAUUGCUAGCGAAGUUGAACCAGGAAAGCCAGAGAAGUCGAAGAGAGGCGUUCUCCUAGGAACAGGAGGACUUGGAGGAUCAUCAGGAAGCGUAGACCUGGGUUCUAGUACUACUUAUGGCGGAAUUUCUGGAGGAUACACUGGAGGAUUAUCAGGAGGACUGGCUGGAACCCUCUCGGGUGGACUUUCAGGAUUGCAAGGGUCUCUUAACGGUGGCCUGGUUGGACCUCUGUCAGGAAGCCUGACUGGAGGACUAUCUGCAGGGUUAAACGGGGCUGCAGCUGAAGGUGGGAUUCGCGCUAUCACCCAACAAGUACCAGUCGUGAUUCCUCAACCCUAUCCAAUGCCCAGGCCUAUAUCAGGUCCCUGGUACGUGAGACAAAAUCUGCCUCUCGUCAGGGAAACCUCGUUUCGCACGCCUCAACAAACCGCACUGACACUCCAUAGGUCCGCAGGCAUUUCUCAGGCUGUUAGAGUGCCAGCCUCGAUCCCGCAACCUAUCCCUAUCCCUCAACCCGUUCCUGUGUCCGUCUUGAUACCUGUGUCUUCAGGAUCUAUCGGAGGAUCUGGUCUGACUUCUGGAGUCACUAGUGGCCUCGGCUCUGGUUUGAGUUCAGGUAUCACCGGUGGUCUCAGUGGUAGCUUCAGCGGAGGGUUGAAUACCGGUUUGGGAUCCAGCUACGGGUCUGGUUUGACCCCCAGUUACGGAUCAGGCCUGGGAUCGAGCUACGGAUAUGGCCUAACCUCUAGUUACGGGUCUAGCUUAGGUUCCAGCCUUGGCUCCUCUGGUCUCAGUACUGGAUAUGGGUCAGGAUUGGGCUCUGGUCUAGGUGCUAGCCUUGGCUCUAUCAGCAUCUCUCCUGGACUUGGUUUAGGAUCUGGAUUGAGUUCUGGGCUUGGUUCUGGGCUUGGAGCCAGUCUUGGCUCUGGAGUUGGCACUCAGGGGUUGACUGCUAAUCUCGGAGCUGGAUACGGAGCUGGAUAUGGAUACGCUGCGUCUGGUGCUUUAGGAGGAGCUGUUCUGGGAGGUGGGGCACUAGGAGGAGCCAAUACGAUCAUUAUAAAGAAACACUGAACUGAUGGAUCGAGUAAAGGCAUAUUGUACAGUUGGCGGUAUCCAUGUAAAUCUCUUUUUUAGAGCUUGCGAUAAUCUUUAUAUUUUUGUACACUUUGAUAAAAUUAUAUUUUUGUACGAUACUUAAAGUGUGGCGUUGUUGAUCAACCUCUUCACUAAGGCGAUUAUUCUAACAUGCUCGUAUAAUUAUAAUUAUUAUGAAAAUGAAAAUUAUAUUAUUGU
Bombus pascuorum is the source of this 2025-nucleotide messenger RNA. RefSeq names its product fibroin heavy chain-like. The record is from RefSeq and is a predicted model, not a curated record. The transcript has 2 exons. The coding region runs from base 691 to 1803 and encodes 370 amino acids. Lineage: Eukaryota; Metazoa; Arthropoda; Insecta; Hymenoptera; Apidae.